GCUAGAUACAGUCCCAACGUUGACACAGGCUCACUUUAAACACUACAAUUUCUCGGGUUAUAUUUACUUGUCCGAGGUUCUUGAUUUUUCCAUCAAGGACCAUUUUAGAAACGCAAUUUCAGAAAGGAAAAAAGAUCAAAAAACUAAACGCAACCCGUUUUCUGGAAUCAAACGCCAUCACCUAAAAUCUCACACUUUCAUCUUGAAACCCACUAAUAAGCUUCGAUUCUUUGCAGAGGGUAACGUAAAUCACUAUGCAGGGUUUAAAGAAGGGUUCCUCUCUUACAAGGCCUUUCUCAAUUCAUCAUAUCAAACGAAUGUUUUCGAAUUCAUUGUCCGCUCUUGAAGAUACUUUCUUAUCAACCAAGGAUACAUAUGAGAGGCAUAAAGUUGUGUUUACAUUACUAACUUCCAUAGCAUCUAUUGGCACUGCUUGGACUGGCUAUACGCUACGCCACCUUCAUGAAACAAAAGUUGAACAAAGGCUUGACUCAAUCGAAAAUGCUAUGAAAAGAAAUUAUGACCUUGAUGGAAAGGAAUUCAAAAAGAUGGUUGGAAACGGUAAUUCCAAUGCUGCAGCUUGUGUGGCCACAUCAGGUGUCACUUUGGUAAUCGGGUAUGGGUUGGGUUGGAGAGGUGGGAGGUGGUAUGCAAACCGUAAAUUCAAAAGGGAACAGAUGAAGCUUUUGGGUCAAGUUAAACCAAAGAAAUGGCAAUUGAAGAAAAUUUUGGGUCGAUUGAGGAAGUCAAAUACUGCGGUCAAAGCAUCAGUCAAAGCAUCGGAAAGCGCGAUUCCGGUUGCACAUAAUGCUGCUUGAAAAGGGAAUGAUCAAUGAUGUAGAUUCAAGUGGAAUGGAAUCAGUUUUGAGAUAGAUAUACAUUUUUAGAGAGAGGUGAUAUAGUGUGGAGUUUUAUUACUACUAUUAACCUUGAAAUAAAGGUUUUAAUUUGUUUACACAAUUUCUUUAUGAAA
Messenger RNA from Lactuca sativa (garden lettuce), 973 nucleotides. Its product is annotated as triacylglycerol lipase-like protein. The record is from RefSeq and is a predicted model, not a curated record. Lineage: Eukaryota; Viridiplantae; Streptophyta; Magnoliopsida; Asterales; Asteraceae.